Messenger RNA from Triticum dicoccoides, 2003 nucleotides. RefSeq lists its product as uncharacterized. The transcript has 11 exons. Bases 5 to 835 code for a protein of 276 amino acids. The record is from RefSeq and is a predicted model, not a curated record. NCBI's taxonomy places the organism in Eukaryota, Viridiplantae, Streptophyta, Magnoliopsida, Poales, Poaceae.
UCUGAUGCAAGUAGAGGGUAAUUUGAGACCUACAAAUAUGUCGGUACCUUCGGCAAAGAUCAUCAGGUACCCAGAUCAAAUGGAGAAGGCAUGGGGAUGGUGGAGGCUGCUGCCCAUCUAUCAGGGCCUCGGUUCGGACAUGCCCCUCUACCGGGAGUACCUCUGCGAGUACUACCUCCGCAAUCCUCCUGAAUCUGUCGAUGACUCUGCCUGUACCAGGCACAAGUUUGUGGUCCGAUCUGCAUGGACAAAUGAGAAUGGCCGUCUCAUUCCUCUCGCCCGCAAGUGCCUGGAGAUGGAGGCCAAGUUCAUCGGUCUGUGUGAGAGGAACAAGAUAAAAUUAACUGACACUGAGACUGCCCUGAGCCACAAAAUCAAGCAGCAUGCGCAGGACAUAGUUGAUGGAGCGUGUGAAUAUGCUGGUGCAUAUGCUGCUGCUGCUGCUUUGGUGUGUAUCUGCAAAGAGGCUGAGUUGAUGUGCGAGAGGGCUAUGUGCGGGAGAUACAACUCUGGUAACUUGACUUGCAUGCUCUGCAAUCAGCUCAGAGAGCAUGCCAUCAGUCUUAUGUUGUACAAAGGGUCUGGAUCCAUCGCCGCCGCUGCUGGUGCCGCCAUGCUGGGCGCUGCAAAGGAGGCCAAGCUGUUACGUGAGAAUCUGAGCAAUCUAAGCUGUGAUGAAGAAAUGUCUGUUUCCAUUCGGGAGGAAGCCUGUUGCAUUCUGCAGGACAUGCACACUGAAGCUUUUGGUGCUAAUGGGAAGAACAACAUUGCUGCUGCUGCUGCUGCUGGAGCAGAUAUAUCUACUAGGCACGGAUCAGCACUGUUGGGAAUUUGACUUGUACUGCAGCUAAUAACAAGAAAGAGCUAGGAAGUAAUGGUUGUACAGAAUGGAAUGAUGAUAAGGAAAACAUGGAGAGUAGUAAUGGGAACAACAUUGUUGCUGCUGCUGCUGGAGUAGGGAAAUCUUCAAGGAUCAGAGCUCUUGGGGACUUGACUUGUACUGCAUCUAGUGGCAAGGAAGAUAAUAAGAGGACACUAAGUAAUGGGUGUACAGAAAUGAAUGAUGCUAAGGAAAACAUGGAGAAUGUGAAUCAGAAGACUGGGGAAGAAUACAUGUGGAAAAAGAAGACCGAAGAAGAAGCUUACAUGGAAACUGCAUAAUAACUCGUGCGCAGGACAUAAUCGACGGAGCGUGCGAAUACUCUGGCGCAUAUGCCGCAGCCGCUGCUUUGGUGUGUAUCUGCAAAGAGUCUGAGUUGAUGUGCGAGAGGGCCAUGUGCGGGAGGUACAACUCCGGUAACAUGAUCAGAGAGCAUGCCAUCAGUCUUAUGUUGUACAAAGGGUCUGGAUCCGUCGCCGCAGCUGCUGGCGCUGCCAUGGUGGGUGCUGCAAAGGAAGCCAAGCUGUUGCGUGAGAAUCUGAGCAAUCUAGGCUGUGACGAAGCGGCGUCUGUUUCCAUUCGGGAGGAAGCCUGUUGCAUUCUGCAGGACAUGCGCACUGAAGCUCUUGGCGCUAAUGGGAAGAACAGCAUUGCUGCUGCUGCUGAUGGAGCAGAGAAAUCUAGUACAAGGAUCAACACUGUUGCGAAUUUGACUUGUACUGCAUCUCAUGGCAAGGAGGAUAAUAAGAUGAAGCUAGGAAGUGAAGGGUGCACACAAAGGAAUGAUGAUGAUGAGGGAAGCAUGGACGGAGAAUGUGAAUCAGAAGACUGAGGAAGAAUAUACGCAAAAAAUAAAGACCGAUGAAGAAGCUUAGAAGGAAACUGCAUGAUAACCUGUCUGGCUUUCUGCCAGCCUUUUGCUGUUCGGAUGCUUGAUAAUUUUGUCCUCUGGAACGCUCUGUCAGUCUGAACUCUGAAGACGGUGAGAUUUUGUUAUGUUAGGUGACACAGCUUUUGUUAUAUUAGGUGAACCAUAUUAACUGAAGUUAACUGUCUCAUGUAUGGUGACACAGAUUCUGAAGACAGUAGAAUGUAUGGAAUGACUCACUGAAGUUAACUGUCU